Mycotypha africana is the source of this 921-nucleotide messenger RNA. RefSeq lists its product as uncharacterized. Bases 1 to 921 code for a protein of 306 amino acids. The record is from RefSeq and is a predicted model, not a curated record. The transcript has 2 exons. NCBI's taxonomy places the organism in Eukaryota, Fungi, Mucoromycota, Mucoromycetes, Mucorales, Mycotyphaceae.
AUGUCUACUCGAAAGUUGGAAACGACACUUGCCCAGGUGUUCACAGUCCUCCAAGAUCUGACUCAAAAAGUUGACGGACUUGCAAAUCGAUUCUCCGUGCUGGAAGCGAAGUUCCUCGACCACGAAACUGCCAACAAUUUUUUCCGGGAGGAGCUUGAAAAAUUGGGCGCAGUUGUCCAAAAUCUUCAAAAAAUUGAAGAAAAACAAAAAACUGCUGAAAUCUCGCCAAAUAUAAUCGCUAGAGCCUCAACAAUGGCAGAUUUGACAUCUGCCACCGAAUCCAUCUCACGCUCCACCACUGAACUUGGUACUACUGCUAGUAAGUACGCUACCCCCACUGCUCCUACUGUUGAGACCACCCGCCCUCGUAAUGCCUCUCCUCCUUCUACUGCUUGGGUACAAAUUGUCAAACGUGCUGCUCCCAAGAAACUAACUGAGCGCAAGCUCAAUGCUACUGUACGUGCCUUUAGCCGUCCUACACCUAACUCUACUAAUGGCUUUACCUAUGUGUAUAUGCCUCGUGGUCGUCGUAUUAAUCGUCGAGAAAUACGUCACCGCCUGUAUACCUUAGGCAUUGAUACUGUACUACCCGUAUUUUGGACAUCACCCUACCGACUCAUGGAGUCAUCGGCCUUCUUGUACACCAGAAAUUCGCUGCUACUCUCAUCCGCCACUUGCAAGCCUGACUUAGACCCGUUAGCUGAAGAACAUGUCGCUAAUCCUGAUAUGGCUUCUGCCUCACCUACGGACCGGGCCCGCUUUGCUAAAGCCCUCCAACAAGACCGCUGCAUCCGCGCUCUUCGUUAUGUUCGUCCCUACCUGGUUUCUAGUAUUGCUCGUUUUUAUGUCAAACAAUGCUGGAUAACGGAAUCUAUUGCUACUGCUCUUACUGUAUUAAUGAACGCAACCCUAGACCAUUGA